Messenger RNA from Schistosoma mattheei, 1983 nucleotides. Lineage: Eukaryota; Metazoa; Platyhelminthes; Trematoda; Strigeidida; Schistosomatidae. The record is from the annotation of a GenBank genome assembly.
AUGGCUGUGACACAGCCAAGGCGUGUAGCUGCAUUAAGUUUGGCUACGCGUGUAGCUGAAGAGAAAAAUUGGCGAAUCGGUAAACAAGUUGGAUAUAUCAUACGUUUUGAAGAAUGUUGGACACCAAAUUCAACCGUCAUCUCAUAUCUUACCGAGGGUAUGAUGAUACAGGAACUGUUGCGUGAUCCGCUUCUCACUCGUUUCCGUGUAAUCAUGUUAGAUGAAGUUCAUGAAAGAUCUUUACAAACAGAUAUUUUGUUGGGUCUUAUUAAGAAAGUAUUACGUAAACGGCCAAUUGACUUGCGAGUUAUAAUCUCUUCUGCUACUUUGGAAGCUGAAAAAUUUAUAGAGUAUUUUUCAAAAAUGAAGAUACCUGAAGUUGAAACCGAAAAUGAAGGGCUAAAAUUAACUCCUGUUUCACAUUUAAAUGUGGAAGGACGUCAAUAUCCUGUGUCCAUAUAUUACUCACUUGAUCCCGUUCCUUGUUAUUUGUUUGCAGCUAAAGAGACUGUUUUUCGGAUACAUGAAACAAAACCAUUAGGUGGUGAUAUACUUGUCUUUGUCACAGGUCAGAAUGAAGUUUCCCAACUGGUUGGCAAUCUAAUUGAAGAAUAUCGGAACCGCAAGGAGCGUUUCUUAAAUAUUCAGCAACAAAGUUCCAAAACAAAGUUACCUACUAACUACCCACCUUUACGUUGCUUACAGCUUCAUGGUUCCCUUCCUCAACAUGAACAGCUCCGUAUUUUUGAACGACCAACUCGGUCUUGUCGUAAAGUUAUUGUGGCCACUAAUGUUGCGGAAGCGUCAGUUACAAUUCCUGGGAUUUCUUAUGUGAUUGAUUGUGGCUUUUCAAGAAUUCGAGCGUAUAAUCCUGUCAAUGGGCUUGAAGCUUUAGUUACUAUACCUACAUCUCAAGCUUCAGCACGUCAGCGUGCUGGUCGAGCCGGACGUACAAGAACUGGACAGGCUUAUCGGCUUUAUACUGAAGAGGCAUAUAAUAAACUCUUGCCACGUUUUACACUACCAGAAUCUUUACGUGUUGAUUUAUCUGGUGCCUUGUUACGCUUAAAAACGCUUGGUAUCGAUCGUUUAGCUCAGUUUGAUUGGCUCGACCCACCACCUGCAUCACAUGUAGGUCAGUCUGCUGAACGACUUGUUGCUUUAGGUGCUCUUGAUGCUAGUUCUGGUCAUCUUACAAUUCCUCGUGGUUUAAAAUUAGCAGAAGUUUCUACAACGUGUGGUUUAGACCAACCUUCAACUGCGGCUGCAUUAUUAGGUGCUUGUGAUGAAGGAUGUUCUCAGGAGAUUGCUGCGAUUGUCUCAUUAAUGCAAAUUCAACGAAUAUUUACGGUUUCUGAUUAUAAACACACAAGUGAUCGUAUUCGUAGGCAGACGUUCGGUUGUCAGCAAGGUGAUCAUUUAACAGAGUUAAAUGCAUUUGUUGCUUAUGAGAACCAAUCAAAAUUAUUGUCAAAGUCGGAACUUCGAACCUGGUGUCGAGAAGUAGGUUUAAAUGAACGUGGGCUAGCUCAUGCAGUUAUACUACGUGAUCGAAUUGGCUCCAUGUUUCAUCGUUUAAAAUUGCCUUGGGUAAAAGCAGAGCCUGAAGGAAAUCCUAAUCCAGUACUAAGGGCGCUUGUUCGCGGAUUUUUUCAUCAAGCUGCUCGUCUCGCUUCAUCUGGUUCACAUUAUUUAACUGUAAGAGGAGAUCAUCAAUUACGCUUACAUCCUAACUGUAUUUUAUACUCGUCUACAACACGGUGGCCUGCUUAUAUCUUAUUUACAAAUGUAUUUCUCACACCUAAUUUAGAUUAUAAUAAUGAUACUAAAUCAAAUAAUAAUAAUAAGAAUGACCUGUCAAGUACUUGUAUCAGUGGUGUCAGUGUUAUACAACCAGAUUGGUUGCUGGAAUUAGCUCCACAUUAUUAUCAAUUCGGUACAGAUAGAGAACAUUUAGAACAUUCUUUAGGAAUAAAAAAGUGA